Molecule: messenger RNA, 3936 nt
Organism: Torulaspora globosa
Lineage: Eukaryota; Fungi; Ascomycota; Saccharomycetes; Saccharomycetales; Saccharomycetaceae
Gene: POM152
Product: Pom152p
Exons: 1
Coding region: 1-3936 (1311 amino acids)
Biological process (GO): nuclear pore organization; protein import into nucleus
Cellular component (GO): nuclear pore transmembrane ring
Molecular function (GO): structural constituent of nuclear pore
Source: RefSeq, a predicted model, not a curated record
AUGUUGAAUUCUAACACGCCAAGAGGCAAUCAUUGGAUUGGCGCUUCUUCAACGUCCUCAACAUAUCAAGCAAUUGACGGUCGAACGUCGGGAAGUCAGGAAUGGCGAUUUCGCUCUUCGAAAAGCUAUGAUCGUGUGUCUUCAACUCUAUCGGAUGGCAGAGCUCGCGGCGAUACAAAAUAUACACUUGGCCCGGAUGGGAAACGUUUCGGGGAGCUUCAAUCUCAGCCAUUGAUUUCUCCAGAGGUUCUUGAAGCUUCGCGACAGCGAGCUUUGGCGCUUCUCAUCUUCGCCAUCAUUCAAGGAUACAAGGUCUACGACCUUAUCGUGCUGAAGAACAAGGUGGCGGUGGUAGGCCGACUAUUCGACAGCUCCAGACUGAGUUUCAUCUUCAAAUACCUGAUCAUUGAUUCGCUUUUUUUGUACUUCUUGCCGAGCUUCAAGAUUCCUAAGCUAACUUUCCAGCCGUGGGCCGUCACUGUUCAAAUCGUCGCAAUGACCGUCAUCACCGUUCUUAUAUCGAACGAACACGGCUUUGCCCUACUAUCGGUCUUUGGAGCGGCGUGGAGAAAGCUCAGUACCAAGGAGGUCAGCUUGACUGGCUCGUCGGUAAACAUGAGAAAAGUUAUGGAUUCCUCAUCGCAUUUCAGAGGAGCUUUGACUAUAAAGAUAUUGCCUGAGAAUACGGCCAUGUUUAACCCAUUGCAUGAUUCGUUCUGUCUGCCCAUGGACGCCAGCCUCGUGCCAGAAGGACAUGUUAAGGUUCCCAUUAGAAUUAACUCGACGGCUGAUAUUUCCUUGGUCCAGCUCGAGUACAGGGAUAUUUACACUGACAGAUCAGAGCUGAGAAAUUUGACAAGUAAGGAAUUCAGGUUAGUUGAAGAUUUAUCCGGUCUUCUUUCUCGAGAUAGGUUAAUGAGCCAAAGAGUGCAAGAUACUUCGACGAUACGAUAUAUUGAAUUGCCGCUCAACGAUGUUGGAUUCUAUCAGAUCAAAAAAAUUGUCGAUACAAAGGAUUUCAGUCUCAAGGUUUACCAGUCUCAUUUAGUCAUUCCUUACUGUCCUGUAGCAUCGAUCACUGGUCAUGGAAGCUCGGAUAGAUGCAUUGGUGACUCGGAUAGAGUCUCGUUGGAGGUUCAGGGGGUACCACCCAUGAAACUCACAUACACCAAAAGCAUUAAUGGUAAGGCUCGUACUUACGUCGACACCAACCUGGUUCCCGAAUUUUUUGAAACGCCCCUUCAAUCAACACGGAAGCAUAUCUUUUCUGCUACCGACUUGUCGGAUUUAAAAUGGGGCCGCAACUAUCCUGUGACAAUCAACUUGGAUACGACGGCUUCUCAAGACGGUCAUUACGUUUACAAGAUUGAUAAGCUGGUCGAUGGCUUGGGAAAUGUUAUGGAUUUUACCAAAAUUCCUGAAGCUCUGCAAGAAGAUUAUCAGGUUUCAUAUGAUUUUAAAGUCCACGAAAUACCUAGAGGUUCCUUAGAUGAGAAAUUUGACCCCAAAUCAUCGACGAAAAGAGCCAUCGUUGUUAAGUUCGAAAAACCGCCAACUUGGGAAGAUUCCGCUCCCUAUUCUGCGAACAUAUCAUUUGUUGAUGAGAAGCAGAAACUGCAUUUGCGGAGCAUCUCGACAACAUCUCAUCAUGCUUCAUUUCAAGCUGAAUCCCCCGGAACCUACAAGCUUGAAGGCAUCUCUUCGAAGCACUGUCCUGGGGUUGUCAUCGGAAAAUCAAGUAUUCUAAUAACAAAACCUGUGCCGCCACAGUUAGAUGUCAAGUCGACACCUAUACUUGAUCAGUGUGUUGGUCAAGUCGGGCUAAAUUUUGAUCUAACCUUUACUGGGGCCCCACCAUUCCAGUACAUGGCAAUGAUAUACAAAAUGGAAGAAAAUAAAAAGUGGAGGCUCUAUGACACUAAAAGAUAUACAUCGGAAGGGACAAGAAGCCAAUUCAGCUAUAACCCCACCAUCGAAGGCAAUUAUGAAAUUGUCUUCGAUCAUUUGACAAAUAAACUAUUCACCGAUCAGAUUUCUUUGGUUCCCCGUGAGAAGUACACAUUUAAGACUUCGAUGAGAGUGAAACCUAGCGCCAAAUUUAAGACACUGAAGGAAGUAGAGCUAUGUCUCGGUGAGCAAACGAAGGUUCCAGUAACAUUUCAUGGAGAGCCGCCCUUUUCAUUGACUUAUGACAUUGUGGAGACUUCUUCGAAUAAAAGAAGCUCGCGGAAGGUUGAUAACCUGCUCACUUACGAUUAUGAGAUCGAAAUUCCACGCUUCGAAGUUGGCGGAGAUUAUAUCGUUUCAUUGGUUUCCGUCAAGGAUUCUUCUGACUGCCUCGUAGGCUUAAGUGAGCCGGACGCAAGAAUAAAAAUUAGAAGGGAUAUACCUUCUGCCGCAUUCAAUCUUCUGGAUAAUUCAAAUCAAGUCAAGAUCAAGCAAGGCUCUCAAGCGCAUAUUCCUUUAAAGCUAGCAGGUGAGGCACCUUUCACGGUUAAAUACGAACAUUUCGAUUCUCACGGUCAGCUCCUUGGGGUAUAUGAAACUCAAUUUCAUUCGAGUUAUAAGCCUGUCCUUAAAGUUAGCAAUGAAGGAAGGUACAAGUUAGUUGAUGUUCGUGAUUCCAGCUGCAGCGGGAUCAUCGAAGAUCCGGAGAGCCACUUUGAGGUUGGUUUCUUAGACAAGCCCAGUUUUACGGUUGUGGCUAACAGUAAGAUCGAAAAAGUAAGUGAUACAAAUUUUGUCAAACAUGAGGUAUGUCAGGGUACUGAGAGCGUAUUGGACUUGGCUUUAUCCGGUUCUCCGCCAUUUUCAUUGAGGUUUGAUCUGGUCACGCCAAAUGGACAUUCAAUUAGUAAAGCCAUACAGGUUGCGACGAAAUAUGCAACAAUAAGGCUGCGAAACGAGGAACCUGGAGAACACAUUGUGAUAAUAAGCGCUCUUUAUGACUCGAACUAUGGCGAGGAAGAUUUCUCCAAGGCUUCCUAUUCGUCUCCGGAGGUCAUAGUCAAGCAAAAGGUCAAUCCACUACCAGAAGUAAAAUUUUCCGAUUCAGGAAAGAUUUUCAGGGCUUGCUCAACUGCUGUGAAUGAGGAAACGUCUUCAUUAGCUCCUAUCAGUUUGAGGUUUAAUUAUGGAGAAGCACCGUUUUCUGUCACUUUCAGUAUAUAUCAUGAAAGUACAAGCAGAACCGAACAUUGCACAAUUGAUAAAAUUGUACCGGGCUCAUUCAAUUACAGGAGACUUUAUGAGAAUCUGAAAUUAGGAAAUCACCUCAUCGCAAUUGAAAAAGUGGUAGACGCCAAUGGAUGCGCCAAUGAUAAGAUCGCUACAGAAAAUGAACAUGUAUGGAUAUCUGUGACAGAUGUUCCUAAAAUUCACUUGCUUGAUCCGACGGCCGACUAUUGUGUUGGCGAUUACGUCGCAUAUCAGUUGAGCGGUAAUGCUCCUUUCAACAUCAGGUAUGAAUUCAACGGGGCGCAACUCAAACUUAAGGAGCAUACAUCACAAUUUGUAAGGUUAGCCACAGAGCCCGGUACAAUCUCCAUCCUUUCCAUAGGCGACUCGACAUCGCAAUGCAUGGUAGACUUCACCAAGCCGAAUAUGAAGAAAGAGUUUGAUAGACUAUCUCUGGUUGUCCAUCCUAUACCAUCCGUCACUGUUUCCCAGGGACAGAAUGCCGUAGAGGACAUUCAUGAGGGAGACCAAGCGGAGGUCAUCUUCUCGUUUGAAGGAACUCCACCUUUCUCACUGACCUAUGUCAGAACUGAAGAAGCAGAGGGUAGAAAGAGGCCUCAAAUAGUGGAAACUCAUAAAGUAACAGACAUACAUUCCUUCGAGUAUAGAGUUCUCACUAGCUUACAGGGGACCUAUGAGGCUAUAGAAAUCUCUGACGCAUUCUGUUUCGCCAAGAAUGAUGCUUUCUUUCAUUACUGA